AUGGAUCAACAACAUUCCUCCGGGCACGUAACAGUGCCACGCGACUUUUGCUACGCCGUCGCGCUCGAGUUUCCCGACGCCAGCGAAGGACCAAAGACGCCCAUCAACCCAAAAGAUGUCGACUUUCCCCAAAUUCCUUCGCCUCCCAGACCUCGUCUCAAAGUCAAGAGACGCACCACUUCGAGCCAGCUCGCCGCCUCACAGCAAUUCCUGGCUUCAGUAGCAGCAGGAGACCUUGCCGUCCCCAGCAUCGAAGAGCCAGAAUCAGACCCAGAAGACUUCACCAUGCGUCCCUUUUCCUCAGAACCCUAUCAAGACUCCCUUUCUUUGCAAAUCCCACGGGCAAGGGCAUAUUCAGACGCAGGACCAAAGACACCAGUGCCAACAACCAUGGCACUACCACCAUUAACACCCUGUCGAUAUCCGGAUUGGACGGUGGGUUCGACCAGCAGUUUCGAGUCAACGCCCGAGGACGACGACGACAUAAGCAGGCCAUCAACGUCCCAAUCCACCCAGACCAGCGACUCCUUCCCGAGCCAAUGGUCCCACCUCUCCGAAGAAGACGACUCCGAUGAAUGUGAUUUUGAAAGUGCCUCCCUCGACGGCAAGGACACUCUGCAUUAUUUUAGCACAACAGACCUUGUUGACUUUGGCGACGAGCCAACAGAGACCCUACAACCAUCAUUUACCACCACCACCCCCAAGGAAACCAACCCCAAACCGAAACCAUCAAGAAAGAAAAUCCCCUGGACAAAACCGAUGAAUGACCACCUAUGGUCUUACUACUCGCUGUAUCUGCAAGACCCCAAAGUUACCCCAUUCCGCAUGGGCAAGAACUGUAUUCCACCAGAAGGCGUGUGCGCGCGGGUUGCUCGCGAAGCCAUUCGCACCUGGCGGGGGUCAAAAGCUCAAAAGAGCACUGUCGGCGAGAUCGCCGAAGGGGCUGGGACGUUCAUGCGCUGGCCGCACACGCAAGCAGCUACAAGGGCACAGCUAAGAGAGUUAUGUCGUCAAAAGGCGGCAGCGGCAGCUAAGAACCACCGCUUCCUCUCUAGAAGCGUAACUCCCAUGCAAUCUGUCCAGACACCCAGAGCCCAGGGACGGUUUGCAACGGGUGACAUGUCCAUGUCUCUUACGUUGUCUACAUCAGAGCACAUGCAACCGCAAGGUCCGUUGGCGCAGUUGACGAGGUCAAGUCUAAGCAUCUUCGAAGCUCUAGCACCACCUCUAGAGCCCAUUCCGAUUCCACAACGGCAACCAAACCACGUGGACCAGGGGCCAGAACGAGGCCGUCUUGGCUCGCCAUUAUUCGGCCCUCAACCCAUGACAAGUGGAGAAGCAGACGACCAAGAACCACCCCAACCGCGAAGUUAUGGCCCUUCCUCCUCUGCCUCUCUAGCGGCUGCAAUCGGCGCCAUCACCACGCGGAAAAGGGGCCAGACAAUCUCGCAUUCCCUCCCGGGUCAACAGAGCCGGCCAACAACAGGCAGACUGCAAAGCCCAGUGAGACUCGGCAGAUCUAGCGCACCUGGGAAGCGAAGAAAUACCCACUCCCAAGGGGGCGAUCACAGGAAGAAGACUGCUCCUGCUCCUGCUCCCGAUUCUGUAGCAUCAGCAGCAGUAGACACCAGACCACAGACAGAAGAAGGAGCCACCACCAGCACGACCAGAGGCCGAAGAUCAACGGAAUUCAGCUCAACACUAGGCCACCGCUUCGACGAGUUGUUUAUUCCGCGAUCUACUUCAACCGGUACUGGUGCUGAUCUCACACACGCUGCCCCCAUCCCUUCUGAACCCCAAGGACUCCCAAGCUCCAUCAGCAUGCCAGCAAUCCUCGGUCUAACUCCCCUUCAUAUCGCGCAACCACAGCCACAGCCACAACCACAACCACAAUCGCAACUCGAAGAGCCGACCGUCCAACAACCACUUGCCAGACUGGGAUCGCCGUUGAGCUUCACCUCUACGUCAAGCUUCUCUGCUACUCGCCACAACCACAACCACAGUCACAUUCGAAGACCGGGGCAUGGGCAGAGUGUGGAUUUGGGCAUGCUUGGUCGUGGACCAGCUGCCGUGAUGCAGCAGGCUACGAACCAGGGACAGACCCGUGGCGGAAGAAGGAGUCAGGAGCGGAAGUCAAGUGAAGUCCAAGGACCUCGACCGGAGCCUAGCAGGACGAAUACGGGGAGUAGUAGCGGAAGUGGAAGUGCAAGUGGAAGCGGAAGCGGAAGCGGAAGCGGAAGCGGAAAUGAGACGGAAACAGGUGGGCGAAGCGGGAGGAUGGCGGAUUUGAGGCAGCGGUUGAGGGAAUUUAGUCGCCGGAGGGGAGAAAGUGGUAGGAGGAGGUCUGGAAGCCCUUUUUAG
Molecule: messenger RNA, 2361 nt
Organism: Sordaria macrospora k-hell
Lineage: Eukaryota; Fungi; Ascomycota; Sordariomycetes; Sordariales; Sordariaceae
Source: RefSeq, a predicted model, not a curated record